AUGAAGAAGGAAUCGAAGCGCAAGUGGGUCACCCGCUUCCGUAAUGUGGCAACACGAAAGAAGAAGGAAAGGAAGAUUAAACUCAAGGAGAAGAAAUCGGCCACUACGCGUAUCAAGCCUUGGUUCGAGAAACAUCUCAUCGAACCCAUCGCCUCGUCGAAGCUCGCACAGUGGCUCCCCUUCCUUCGCCGCGAGCCCACGACGGGCGAGCGCGUCAUUCGUGUCAACGAUCGGGUAGCCAACACGCACCAGCGCUUCAAGAACAACGCCAUCUCGACCACCAAGUAUGGGCCUAUCACCUUCUUGCCCAAGAAUCUCUACGAGCAAUUCAAACGUCUUGCCAACUUGUGGUUCUUGAUCGUUGCCGUGAUUCAGCUUAUCCCUGGCGUUUCGCCCUUGAACCCUGCUUCAUCUAUUGUGCCGCUGGUCUUCGUGUUGCUAGUCACGGCCGUCAAGGAGGCCUUUGAAGACAUUAAACGUCGCGUUUCCGAUACGAGAGUGAAUGGGCAGAAGGUGCUCCUCUACGACGGCGUCGAGUGGACCCCCGUCAAGUGGAAGGACGUCCGCGUGGGUGACAUCCUCAAGAUCAGGAACAACGAAACCAUCCCGGCAGAUAUGGUGGUGCUUCACACCAGCGACAAAGACGGUCUCGCCUACCUUGAGACCGCUAACCUCGAUGGAGAAACGAACUUGAAGGUGCGCCAAGCCCUUGAGGAGACGACCGAUGCCCUUCACGAGCACUCGGCCAUCAACAGCUGGAAUGCCCAAGUCAAGUAUGAGCGACCCAAUCCCGAGCUCUACAAUUUCGAAGGUGCCCUGAUCAUCAAUGAUCACGAGGACGACGCCAUCCCGCUUAACCUGGAGCAAACCCUGUGGAGGGGCUGUACCUUGAGGAACACGGAAUGGGCUGUCGGCGUCGUUGUGUUCACCGGCAUGGACACCAAGGUGAUGAAGAACGCCCGGGACCCGCCUUCCAAGCGCAGCCGUCUGGAGAUCGAGAUGAACCGAGCCCUUAUCACCAUUUUCCUCUUCGCCAUCGUUAUUGAUUUCAUCGGUGCCGUCAUCUCCGGCGCCUGGUCCGAGGCCCGCGGGUUCGACCACUGGUAUCUCCAACUCAAGAACAUCGAGAGCAGCGCUGCGGUCAUUGGUCUUGUGAGCUUUGCCAGUUGGCUCAUUCUUUGCAACGUCAUCAUCCCCAUUUCGCUUUACGUGUACAUCGAGUUGGUCAAGCUCGUCAUGGUCUUCUGGAUCAACAUGGACGUGGAGAUGUAUCACGCCGAAACCAACACCCCUGCUCGUGCUAACACAUCCAAUCUUGCUGAAGAGUUGGGCCAAGUCGAGUACAUUUUCAGCGACAAGACGGGUACCCUUACGUCAAACGAGAUGUUCUUCAUGCGCUGUUCCAUCAUGGGCAAGGCCUACGGCGAAGACCUCGAGGCGGUUGAAGAUGGCGAUCAUGAGAAGACGAAGGACGACUUCAAGGUCCCCACCGAACACGAAGUCGAAGAGGCCGAGGAACGCCCCGAGGCGUACAUUUUCAAGGAUCCUGAAUUGAAGCAGGACGUGCACGACACGGCGUCUGAUCCCGCGCUGUUCUUCCGUAUUUUGGGCCUGUGCCACACAGUGCUCGUCGAGCAGCAGCAGCUGGGCGAGGAGGACACAGUUCAUGAGCGCAAGGACGAUGAGGACGAGCGAGUGGCUGAAGCGCCGCGCGGAAUGAAUGGGCUCACCUACCAGGCCGCCUCACCCGACGAAGCCGCUCUUGUGGAAGCCGCGCAGAAGCUUGGCUUUGAGUUCUUUGCUCGCGACCAGCACACUAUCUCCAUCCGUGUGCACGGCGAGGAAGAGCAGUGGAAGCUGUUGAACGUGCUCGAGUUCAACUCUGACAGAAAGCGAAUGUCCGUCAUUGUGGAGGACCCGUUCGAUGGCAAGAUAAAGCUCUUCUGCAAGGGAGCUGACACGAUGAUCUACGACCGGCUGGCUGAUGGCCAGGACGAAAUCAAGGAAACGACGAUGCAGCAUCUCGAGAUGUUUGCCGCCGAUGGUCUUCGCACGCUGUGUUUGGCUGUGAAGGAGCUCGACAGGGACACCUAUGAAGAGUGGAACACCAAGUACAACCAAGCCGCCCUCCAAAUCAGCGGCAGAGAGGCUGCGCUGACACUUCACUCUAUGAUAUUCGGCUCGCUCCAGAUUGACGCCGUCUCCGAGGAGAUCGAAACGAACCUGGUGCUUGUGGGCGCUACUGCCAUUGAGGACAAGCUUCAAGACGGAGUGCCGGAGGCCAUCGCCACUCUGCUCAGUGCCGGUCUCAAAAUGUGGGUGUUGACUGGAGACAAGAUGGAAACGGCCAUCAACAUCGGCUACUCGUGCUCUCUUCUGAACAACAACAUGAACAAGAUGGUCUUCAGCUCCGAGCCGAUGGAGGGUUAUGAGGACUACACUGUCACCAACAGGGACUCUGCCAUCAACGCGCUCGAGAGCUACAUCAAGCUGCACUUCCCUCACAUGCCCAAGUGGACUCCCGGACCCGACCCUGACACAAUGUCCAAGAGUGAGAGAAUGAAUGGCAUGGAAAUGGAAGUCAUAACUGCUCGCACAUCCUCCUCAGGAGACGAAGCCGAUAUGGUUCGCAAGGGAUCUCACCUCGAUGACAGUGAUUCUGAAGAUGGAUGGGACGGCAAGCGAAAGGAGCGCAAGCCCGUCAAGAAGGGAGGCAAGGAACUCGUUGACGGCCAGGAAGGCGACGACCUGGAUGACGACGAGGAGGCCACCGGCCCAACACAGUAUGCGCUCAUCAUCGAUGGCAAGUCGCUGGCGCGAUUCGUGCCCUCGAAGGGACCCUUCACCGACGUGUCUGCCCGUUUCCUGGCCCUGGCGAUGAAGUGCAAGGUGGUCAUCUGCUGCCGCGUGUCUCCGCUCCAGAAGGCCCUUGUGGUCCGUCUGGUGAAGAAGGGCAUCAACGCCACCACGUUGUCUAUCGGUGACGGCGCCAACGAUGUCCCCAUGAUUCAGGAGGCUCAAGUCGGUGUGGGCAUCAGCGGUAAGGAAGGCCGACAGGCAGUCAUGGCGGCCGACUACGCCAUCGCCCAGUUCCGCUUCCUGGUUCCCCUGCUGCUCGUGCACGGCCACUGGUCGUACCGCAGGAUGGCAGUGCUGCUGCUCUACUCCUUCUACAAGAACAUCAUCUUCGCCUUGGUCAACUUCUGGUUCGGCAUCUUCUCCGGUUUCUCUGCCCAGACCCUGUUCGACAGUUGGGCCGUGUCUGUCUACAACAUCUUCUUCACCGGUUUGCCCAUUCUGAUGGUGGCCAUCUUCGAUAAGGCCACUUCGCGCCAACAGAUCCUGCAGUACCCUAAGGUUUACGAACGAGGCAUCAGGAGCAAAGACUUCUCUCGCUGGGAUUUCUGGGGCUGGCAGUUCCUUGGCAUCGUGCAGUCGAUCAUCAUUGCCUUCUUCGGCUUUGCUUCGUACAUGCACUCCGACGUCUCGCACGACGGAGGAGUCCUCGACUUGUUCUCCAUGGGCGCGACCAUCAUGACCUCUGUCAUUUACGUGGUGUCAGUGAAGAUCGCCCUGAUCACCAAGUUCGUGCUCCCCUCCCUGUUGCUUGGUUACAGCAGGCCGAAGGCACUCACCUCGCAUCUCUGUUACAGUACCUGGACGGGCUGGAACCACUUCGGUCUGUACUUCAGCGUGUUCCUGUGGUAUGCCUUCUUGUUGAUCUACGGUCUCAUCCCGCCCAACUCGGUUCUCAGCGGAAGUGAUCUGUGGUGGAAGCCCUACAACUUCAUGGCUUUGGCGUGGUUCUGGCUCACCCCGAUCCUCACCACCGCGGCUUGCUGCUUCCCCGAUCUCGCUUACAAAUUUGUGAGGCGCACGUACUUCCCCGACGCCGAUCACAUCAUCCAGGAGGUCCAUGCCAUCGACAAGAAGAAGAAGAAGCCCAAGAAGCCGAAGAGGACUUUCUUCAAGCGCGUGCGUGCCACCGGCAAGUCGAAGCACACUGGCUUCGCGUUCUCGCAGGCCCCCGGUGCCCGAGAUCUGCUCUACGCGCUCGGUCUGGCGCCGCUGCCCAAGGAUAAGCAUGCGGCCGACAGCGACGAUGACACUGAUAAGAAGGGCAAGGAAGUGAACGACAAGAAGGCCAAGAAGAACGACAGCAAGAAGGCGAAGAACAAGAAGAACAGGUCGGCUUCGACGAGCUCUUCUUCUGCGGACGAGGCCCCCGCCGACUACAGGAGGGACAGCCACCUCCUCGACGAGCCGCUCAGCGAAAGCGAGACCAACGACAGCGCCAGCCUCUAUGGAUCCAAGCACUGA
Molecule: messenger RNA, 4320 nt
Organism: Acanthamoeba castellanii str. Neff
Lineage: Eukaryota; Discosea; Longamoebia; Acanthamoebidae
Product: phospholipidtranslocating P-type ATPase, putative
Exons: 27
Coding region: 1-4320 (1439 amino acids)
Biological process (GO): phospholipid translocation
Cellular component (GO): plasma membrane
Molecular function (GO): magnesium ion binding; ATP binding; ATP hydrolysis activity
Source: RefSeq, a predicted model, not a curated record